CCCGCUUCUCUGCAGAUGCGAUAGCUCCUAACCGAAUUAAUUGCUUCUUCUGCCAGUUGACUAGAAUUGAUCUCAGGAUCUGGAGCUGGGCCUCUUUCUUGUCGAGUGUUUGCUGAUCAUUUGACUUCUUCAUCGCCAUGGAUCAACCCCAGUCGCAGCCAGGAGAGCUGAACUGGCGCCUGAGUGCCCAUCCGAUUACCCUUCUUUGCUUCCUGGGCAUUCGCAUCGGGGCGCUGUUGAUGUAUCUAUUUGGUGUGCUUUUCAUCAAGGACUUUAUUCUCGUCUUCAUCCUCACCCUGCUCCUCCUCUCCGCCGACUUCUACUACCUCAAGAACAUUGCUGGCCGUCGACUUGUUGGACUCCGCUGGUGGAAUGAAGUCGACGUCUCGUCAGGCGACUCGCACUGGGUCUUUGAGUCUUCCGACCCCAACACCCGCUCCAUCAAUUCUACGGACAAGCGAUUCUUCUGGCUCAGCAUGUAUGCGACGCCCGCGCUGUGGAUCGGACUGGCGAUUUUGGCCAUUGUGAGAUUCAUCGGUAUUAUCUGGCUCAGUCUAGUCGCUAUCGCUCUUGUGUUGACCAUCACGAACACGGUGGCAUUCUCCCGGUGCGACCAGUUUAGCCAGGCAUCUACAUUUGCCCGGGGCGCACUUUCUGGAGGUAUUGUGAAUAGUAUCGCGGGGGGUCUGCUGGGCAGACUCUUCAAGUAAACGUUUCGUCUUUUUAUACCUGUCUGAGCUUUCCUGGGUCAGACCUUCUACUGGUCAGAGGGUUAUGAACCGAGUGUUGUAUUAUAGUGUUCUUGGCAACGCUGGGCUUUGAGGUUUUUGAGUCAUUGAGCUUUGAGAUAAUGCAGCAACAUAUUCUAGUUCAACCCGAGUAUCUCAAGAUAGACUUUCACUAUAAACCAAAUACCACACCAUGCAAGACUAUCACAGCCAU
Aspergillus wentii DTO 134E9 is the source of this 942-nucleotide messenger RNA. RefSeq names its product DUF846 domain-containing protein. Gene Ontology annotation, biological process: protein secretion; vesicle-mediated transport. The record is from RefSeq and is a predicted model, not a curated record. Gene Ontology annotation, cellular component: Golgi membrane. The transcript is spliced from 3 exons. NCBI's taxonomy places the organism in Eukaryota, Fungi, Ascomycota, Eurotiomycetes, Eurotiales, Aspergillaceae. Bases 138 to 710 code for a protein of 190 amino acids.